Molecule: messenger RNA, 2868 nt
Organism: Leptidea sinapis
Lineage: Eukaryota; Metazoa; Arthropoda; Insecta; Lepidoptera; Pieridae
Exons: 3
Coding region: 420-1325 (301 amino acids)
Source: RefSeq, a predicted model, not a curated record
GUUAGAGGUAAAAUAGAAAAGAUUAGAAUAGAAAGUUGAAACUAUCAAUAUUAAUUAAUAGGGAGUUGGCGUAUUUAAAGAAUAAACUUUAAUGUCGUUUCUUUUAUUAUUUCAGAGCAACACAUUAUCGUUUUAUUGAUUGGCCGAUCCUAAAAACUAUCAUUAUAAAAUGACAUUUUUGUUUGUAAAAGUCGAUUGGAAAUGGAGAAACUACGUUUUGAAUUUACACUGUUGCCUGGAAGUGAUGGAAAAUCAAACAUUACUUCUAUAACCUCAAUAGCCACGAUGGAUAAUAAAGUAUAUAAAAUACCGGAAGAGUUACAGUCAGCCAGUCUUCAUAAAGAAAUUGUGAAAACACCUGCGUAUAUCAAAGUAAAAAAUAGUUUAAAAAAAAGGUACCAGUCAAGAAGAAUAUAACAAUGACAAAAGAACUCGAAAAGACCUACAUAGAUGAGGAUGGUAAUUUACAAUUUGGGGAUCUAUAUCUAGAAGAAAUCAGCCAAGAAACACUUGCUACUCAGAAAACAGAAACAGGUACAUUAGAAAAAUUGUUUGAAAAGCUAGUAGAAAGUACACAGGCGAGUAAAAAUCAGAGCUUAAAACAUAUUGCAGAAAAGUUUGUGAUUGAUAAAUUCACAAGUAAACAUUCCAAUGCAAACCAAUGGAUUGAAUUGUUUGAAAAAGAAUGCAUGCGGUUUGAUGUGACAACAGAUGAAAAAAAAAUUGAAAUAUUCAGGUUAUUUUUGGAUAAAAGUUGUGUAGAUUGGUGUAGUUCAAUGAUCAUAAAAUUAACCAUGAACUCGGAAUGGUUGACAUGGAAAAACAAAUUCUGUGAGACAUUCGCAAACAAGGAAUGGAACCCAGUCACAUAUGCAUUAUUAUUUAAAUACAAAGAAGGUUCAUUAUUGGAUUACGCUAUGAGGAAAGAAAAACUUUUACUGGAAAUGAGAAGAACAAUUGACACAGGUACUUUGGUGGAUCUUAUUGCAGCGGGUUUACCAGAAUUUAUAGUUAAUAGGAUUGAUAGGGAAGUGUUGCAAGACACGGUGGAUCUGUUCAAUGAAGUGAGCAAGUAUGAACAUAUGGUAAAUAAAAGAGUUUUAUUGAAUAAGAAAAGAUAUGAAUAUCCUAAAAUUAAUACUAAAAAUGAACAUAAAUACCCAUGCAAGAUUUGUGAACACUUAAAUAAAGGCACUCGGUACCACGCUGAAACUACAUGUUGGUUUAGAACAAAAGAGGAUGAUAAGUUAAAGAAAAAAUUUAUCAAACAUGUAAACAAUUCGGUGAUUGAAGCUGAGUUAAAUGAAACCGAUCAAAAAAACUAAUAGUAACACCAUUAAUAAAUGUCAAACUACUAAUAAAUGAUAAAUUACAAAUUACUGGAGUUUAUGAUUCAGGUUCAAAUGUUUCUUUGAUUAAUUCAAAAUUGCUAAAAUUAAAAGGAAAAGGACACAUUUUGAAUAAAGCUAAUUUAGUAACAAUUAAUGGUGUUAAAAAGACAAGUGGUUUGAUGAAUUUGAAAAUAAAAAUUUUUGAACUAGAAAAAAAUGUUGAUGUUUACAUAAUCGAUGAACAAAACUUUAAUUAUGAUUUUUUGAUUGGAUUAGACAUAAUAAAAAUGUUUAAACUUAUUCAAAAUGAAGACUUAACAAUAACACAAAAUCAAUUUAAUAUUGAAACAAAAAAAAUUAAAGAGGUUUUGAAAAAUAUACAAGACAAGAAUAACAUUACUAGAGAACACAAAAUAAAUUUCAACGAACAUGUUAAGGUUAGACAGGAAGAGCAUAUUUUUUUACGCACCAAUAUGUUUUUGGUUAUCGGAUGCAUAUGUACAUUAAGUUAUUGAUUGUUCCUUAUUUUAGGGACUCAAUUAAAACAUUAAAAGAUAAACAGCGGUCAGAAUCAGAAGCUAUAGCUACAGUAUACAGAUAUGUUUGACCUGGAAACACAUAAUGCGGCGAGUACAUCGUCUCACAACAAAAUUAAAGGAAAAAUCCGAAAAAGGUUAUUAGAAAACACGUGCAGCACGUAUUUAGGGCAGGUAUUGAGUAUCGUAACACCUUUGAGCACAUAACUAAUGGUAUUGGGACUGAAAUACUGAACCAAUUACUACGCGCUACGUAAUUCGUAGAGUACUACAUAUUACGUAGCUCGUAGAAAUUGGUGCGUACACCUGCUUUAACGCAACGCUAUAAUCGCUACGCUUACAAUUCUGACUACUAUAUGAAGAAACCGCAAAAUAAGUUACUUGUUAUUUGUUAGAGAAAAAUCUUUUCAUAUUACUAUAUGAUUUAACUAUAUCUCAAGUUAACUGCGAGCAAAGCUUUCAUUUGAUACUGUAUUUAUUCUGCAUUUUCUUGUCGCCUAGAAACACCCAGAAUUCAGUACCUAAAAUGCUCAGCAUUGAAAGUCAGACCAAUAUUAUUUAUUUCCUUUCGGGCGAUAAGGGCGGUAGAAGACAUACAACUAAGUGACGUUUCUCCGCAAUACCAAGCAAUGGAGCCGAUCACAGAGCAGACCUGAGAUCGGUCGACCAGUAUUUCAAAAUAUUAACUGAAUAAAAUAUAUAUAAAUCUGUAGUCAAAUCAUAUGAUCUUUUUAUAUUGAUGGGCUUAAUACCACAAUGCUCAGGGCAGCUGGGACGCAAAAUAUCAGUGGAGCUAAGUAAGUAAAGAUAUUUUCACAGUUAGAACUCAUUAAUCCAAAAUUCAAAUAUUUUAAUUUGAAAUAAGAUGUGAUAUCACUUAUUUAAAGUCAAAAAUUACCACCCAAUCGCGUAAGUAUCCCUCAGAUCUGAGAAGAACGUGCAAGAAAGCGGGCUUCUAGUUUUUCCUAAAAAUAUGGUUACAAUAUAAUAUCGUACAAUAA